GCUGACGCAACAAAUUAAUUCAAUGGAAGCUAUUAGAUCAGGCCAAAGUCACCAUAACUUAGCUUGGAGACGCUGCAGAACCGGCUUUUCGUCAUAAUAUAACGGACCCGGCGUCGCGCAGUUAAACGAAUCUUUCUAAAAUCUGGUCUCUGGCUUGGUGUGAGAGGCAACACAUCAUCCAACAACAGCCAUCAUGUCCAAACAAUACCUGACCGUCCACACAAUCGACAAUGCCCAUCAAUCGCAGAUCUUUGCGCUCGCCACAACGCCAAACGGCGUCUUCUCGGCAUCCGGCGGCGAGGCGAUAAAGUUCCACAGCGCCGCCACCGAUGCGACCGGCGCCUCAUCAUUCUCCUCUUCCGAUAUCCCCAAAGCCCACCGCAGCGGUUGCCACCACCUCGCGGCGGGUGCCGGCGGGCCAGGCAAGGUGCUCGCGUCGGCCGGGUUCGGGCACGAGGUUAAGGUCUGGGUGCAGCAGGAAGGCUCGGGGGAGUGGAAGGAGCAUGGCACGGUGAGCCCGUGGGGCUCGGGACCGUCUGCCGCAAAGGUGUGGGCCGUCGCGCUCAAUAGCGACGAGCAGUUCCUCGCCUGCUCGUCCGAGGCCGGCAAGGUCGCCGUCUGGGACAUACCGGCCGGUAGGGCGGUGCAUCUGUACGAGACCGCGUCGGAGGGCCAAGGAAGCUUUGGUAUGAGUGUGGACAUAAGUCCAGACGGCAGGUUGACGGCCAGUGGGCACCAGAACGGCACGGUCUAUGUCUUCAACAAUGACUCGGGACGAUUGGUCUAUUCGUUGACUGGUCUCUCAAAACCCAUCCGAUCCGUCAAGUUCUCCCCCGGCGGCACACGACUGGCUACCGCAGGUGACGCCGGCAUCAUCGCCAUCUACGACACCCAGAACGGCGAGCACGUUAGCAACCUCUCGCCAUCCGGUCCCUCGGGCCCCUGGAUCAUGUCGCUCGACUGGAGCCACACGGGCGAGUACCUCCUUUCGGGCUCCUUCGACGGCCGCGUGCGCGUCUGGUCCAUCGAGGCCGCCACCUGCGUCGCUACCCACUCAGAGAGCGACGAGACCAUCUGGGCCGUCAAGUGGCUGCCCAAGCCGGCGGGCAACCCUAGGGCCGCAGAGAGUUUCUGCGCCGCGGGCGCGCGGGGCAGCAUCACGUUCUACCGGGAGGCUAGUGGAAGCUAGAUGUAUGGCUUUGUUGAGCCUUUUGUCCUGGGGGAAUGACCAGACAUCUGGCACGGCGGAAAGGUCAUAUUUUUGGUUUCAAGAAGGAACAGUUGCUCCGCUUGGUGACUCGAGCUGCGUUGAAACCGUCUAGAAACACUCUGUCAACGAUACCCGUCACUAAAUUCAUGCGACAGCAUUACAAGUACACAGGCUGCUAACCUACCUAAUGUACAUGAAGAGGAUGCGAGAUGCAUGUUUUGCCCAGAACCACUGAAGCAUUGUUGGCCAUGGUUAAAGCGUCUUUCAUUUUAGCUGUGAUGGUAGGACUAUACAUUGCCCGCUUCACACGCACAUACAUAAGGUAGUGAUACAAAAAGUCGGCGCAUCCAUGUUAGUGGCAAUCAAAGUCGCCUCAUUAUUGUUCUCUUAUUAUUAACUCAAGAACUUUUCCUCCUGACCAUUUCCCAACCAGCCACAGGAUCCCAGCCCAAGAUCAUCCAUUUAUCUGUUUUACAUUGUUACAAAAAAAAAAAAAAAGCUUCGACACGAAAAAGCCAGAUGAGAGAAGGUCUGCGGAAUGUGUCCACUCCAUUUCCAAUGCUCUGCCGCAAUGAUACCAUGACAUGCAGACACUAGACACGAGAAAGAUGUGAGGUACUGGAAGAAGGGACACAAAAAGGGAUGCAGAAAGGUCGGGUGUGAAGGUAAACAGGAAGAAAGAUAAGAAGGCACGCUUCGGAGAGGAAAAGAAAGAGGUACGUGUUAGACGGCACCCAACCCUACCAAUAAGGAGGUUCGGGAGAAGUAGGAACAAACGACACAUCAUCCUAAGAUUCGUCGGUGUUGCGUUGCUGAUGGUGCUGACCGCCGUUACCUCCCCUGCCGCGACCGCGGCCACGGCCACGACCGUCUCCACGGAAGCCGCGGUUGCCACGGUAGUUGCCCCGUCCGCGCCAGUUGCCUCCCUCUCGGUCUCCACGGCCACGGUUACGUCCCUGGACAGACUGGAAACCAUCGUUAGGGUCGGCGGGAACGGCAGGAGCCUGAGUACAAGUCGGUAGGUUAGUAAAGUCCAUUCUGUACAUGGAUUUCGAGUGUCACAAAUAGGUACCUCUGCAGCGUGGUCGGCAGCAUCAUCAGCCCAUGACUGAGUGUUGGCGGGAGCGGCAGGUGUGGCAUUGAGACCGUUGUCAGUCUCGGCAGGCUCUCGCGGAACCUCAACCCACUCCUGGGAGGCAGACAUGCUGGCAUUGCCAGCAUCCCACUGCGAAUCGGCAGCAGCGUUGGCAGCGCCCUCUCCCACAUCAGCGUUUGCAGGAGCGCCUGUGUUGGCACUCUCAGCGGAAGCCUCGGCAGAGUGGCCGUUGGUGAUGGCAAUAUCCGCACCAGCGUCA
Molecule: messenger RNA, 2565 nt
Organism: Pyricularia oryzae 70-15
Lineage: Eukaryota; Fungi; Ascomycota; Sordariomycetes; Magnaporthales; Pyriculariaceae
Product: meiotic recombination protein rec14
Exons: 5
Coding region: 194-1189 (331 amino acids)
Cellular component (GO): Cdc73/Paf1 complex
Molecular function (GO): protein binding
Source: RefSeq, a predicted model, not a curated record